AUUUCUCCAACUGCGCCGAGCGAUCCUGGGGUUCAAGCACCACAAUCAUCUCAUCCACUGCUGCAUUAUCCUGGCUCUUUAUCAGCUCCAGGUCACCAGGAACAGUUUCAUAUUCCUUAUUUCCCUCCCACUCGCCACAUUACUAUCUGCGACCGACUGCGAUGCGGUGAACGACGCCAUCCGAAAGCUCCUGAGUUCCUAGUCUGUCUUCAACCUCCAAGGCCGCCAUGACUAUUAUCUCAGAGCAGACGAUCCUUCCCGGUCGCUAUUCGAUAACCGCCUCCGAGAAAGCGGCCGCGAAACCUGCACCGAAGCUCUACAAUACUAUAGACUAUCCGUUCAAGGGGUAUCAUGCACCGCAGCCGGAGGGGUAUGAACAGAGCAGGUCCAAAGCCGAUACGAGCGCCAUCGUCAUUGAUAAUGGUUCCAGCCUCGUCAAGGCCGGUUGGUCCUUCGAUAAGAACCCCCGGGUCACUCUUCCCCCUGUGAUGAGCCGAUACCGUGACCGAAAGCUCAACAAGGCAUGUCAAUUCAUCGGAAGCGAUGCCUACGUUGAUGCUACAACCCGUGGUCAGCUCCGGUAUGCCUUCGAUCCCGGUAGCAGUGUUGUUGGAAACUGGGAUGUCAUGGAAGGAUUGCUGGACUACAUCUUCAUCAAAUUGGGAGUGGAUGGGGCCAACGGAGGAAUCGACCGACCCGUCGUGAUGACGGAGCCUAUUGCGAAUCCGAACUACCCAAGAAAGAUGAUGAACGAGAUCCUGUUCGAGUGCUACUCUGCGCCAUCUGUUGCCUACGGAAUUGACUCCCUUUUCUCCUAUCGGUACAACCGUGGAUCCAACGGACUUAUCGUUUCCUCGUCUCAUACAUCGACGCAUGUAAUUCCCGUCUUGAACAAUAAAGCACAACUCGCGAAUUGCUCACGACUAAAUUGGGGCGGCAUGCAGACAUCGGAAUACCUGCUGAAGUUGAUGAGACUGAAGUACCCGACAUUCCCGGCCAAGAUGACAGAACACCAGAUGGAGGACCUCGUGCAUAAGCAUUGCUAUGUUUCCACAGACUUUGACUGGGAGCUGAGUGGCUUCUUGGACUGGACUGGACUCGAGGACCGGGACCAUGUCGUUCAAUACCCCUUUACGGAGCAUGUGGUUCAAGAGAAAACAGAGGAGGAACUCGCGCGUAUAGCAGAGAGGAAAAAAGAGAGUGGACGUCGACUUCAAGAACAAGCGGCGAAGAUGCGGUUGGAAAAGCUCAUGAAGAAAGAGCAAGAGUUGGAAUACUACAAGGAUUUACAAAAUGGCCUUGCAUCGGAAACCAAGAAGGAGGCCAGGCGUAUUUUGGAAGCCGAAGACCUGAAAGAUGAAGCACACCUGGACCGACUGAUUCGGGACCUAGAAAAGUCUAUCAAACGAUCGAGGAAUAAGGACCUUGGAAUUGAAGAGAAUGAGGAGCCCUCGGAGGAAAUGUCGUUUCCCUUGUUGGAUGUCCCAGAUGAGCAAUUGGAUGAGGCAGGAUUGAAGGAGAAACGCCAUCAGCGGCUUAUGAAGUCGAAUGUUGAGGCUCGGCAACGUGCAAAGGCGGAGAAGGAACGCGAGAAGGCUCGUCGCGAAGAAGAGGAGCGCCUUGAUCGGGAAAGGCGAGAGAAUGAUUUUGAUAACUGGAUUGCUGAACGGAGGGCUAAUCGACAGAACCUACUCCAAAGGAUCAAGGAACGUGACAGGCUGAAGGCCGACCUUGGCAAUCGAAAAUCAUUGGCAAGCCAGAUGCGUAUGAAGACCCUUGCCAAUCUGGCAGCAGAUGGACCGAAGAAACGUCGGAGAGGUGGUGACGACGAUGACUUUGGUGCGAACGACGACGAUUGGGGUGUUUACCGUACCGUUGCUACUGGAGAUCAAAGUGAUGAAGAGGAGGAAGAAGACCUUGGUGGGAUGCUCAAUAAUGCCGAAAACGAACUCCUUCAGUACGAUCCUGAGUUCACUGAGAAUCACACGCUCGCUGCGCAAUCCGACUGGACGAAGAGUCUGGUCCAUGCCUUCUUGCGUGGUCCCUGGCCCUUUGACCCUGAAAGUCAACGCGAGGCUCAUCAGAUUCACCUGAAUGUAGAGCGUAUCCGAGUGCCAGAGGUGGUGUUCAAACCGUCCAUCGCAGGUGUAGAUCAAGCGGGAUUGGUCGAGAUUGCUGCUGACAUUGUCAACCAACGAUACACCAACCCGACCGACCAAACAAAUUUGCUACGUGAUGUGUUCCUGACGGGCGGAAACACGCUCUUCCAGGGAUUCGAUGAACGUUUCCGCAAUGAUUUCCGGGGAUUGCUCCCUGUCACUACAGAGUUGAAUGUCCGCCGUGCAUCCGACCCGGUCCUGGAUGCCUGGAAAGGAGCGGCACAAUGGGCGUCGGGGUCGGAGCUGGGCCAACUGUCUAUUUCGCGAGAGGAGUACCUGGAGAAGGGCAGUGAAUACAUUAAGGUAUGUCGGAAUUCACUGAUGAGAAGGUAAUGGCUGACCCAACGUCUAGGAACACGAUCUUGGAAAUGUGACUUCGUGAUAAAAUGUGGUUUUCUGGUUGUGCCAUCUCAACACUGAUGCACCAUUAAUGUUGAAAAAAAAAAAAUCGCCCCUUGAAAUGAAGACAAAGACUUAGAUCACGAUGAUGUUAUCCACGGCGCGAGGGAUAAAGGAGGAUGACUGAUGAAACGCAGGGAAUCAGGCG
This is a messenger RNA of Aspergillus wentii DTO 134E9, 2706 nucleotides long. RefSeq names its product actin-related protein ARP5. Gene Ontology annotation, biological process: regulation of DNA-templated transcription. The record is from RefSeq and is a predicted model, not a curated record. Gene Ontology annotation, cellular component: cytoplasm; Ino80 complex. The transcript is spliced from 4 exons. Bases 228 to 2492 code for a protein of 754 amino acids. NCBI's taxonomy places the organism in Eukaryota, Fungi, Ascomycota, Eurotiomycetes, Eurotiales, Aspergillaceae.